Molecule: messenger RNA, 3219 nt
Organism: Ctenopharyngodon idella (grass carp)
Lineage: Eukaryota; Metazoa; Chordata; Actinopteri; Cypriniformes; Xenocyprididae
Gene: ptger4b
Product: prostaglandin E receptor 4 (subtype EP4) b
Exons: 2
Coding region: 300-1715 (471 amino acids)
Biological process (GO): inflammatory response; cellular response to prostaglandin E stimulus; positive regulation of cytosolic calcium ion concentration
Cellular component (GO): plasma membrane
Molecular function (GO): prostaglandin E receptor activity
Source: RefSeq, a predicted model, not a curated record
GCAAGACUGCGCUCUAAAGCUCGGGGGCGGAGUUGGCAGAAAGCUCUCGGGGAAAAACUUGUGAGUCAGUUUAGUUGAGACUCAGGGCAGCUGUGGACUACACACCUCUCACGAGCAAAAACACAGGACUGAAUUUGUGGAAGAUCGCAUGUGUAGCGGACGCCGGCGAGUCAAAAUGUACCCCAAUCCGAGACGCGCUUUGAAGAUUUUGGAGACGCGUAACAGCGCAUGAAACAUAUAUGUGGACAGUAUGAUCGUGGGAUCUUUGACAUCGAUUGGGGAAGUCAGCAUUUCAUGUCAUGCGUCUUGAGCGCGUCUAUAGUAACCGAUCUGAUUUGAACAUCGACCUGCAUGUGGAAAACAACUCGGUGAAGAUGAACAAGGACCCUACCAUCCCGGUCAUUAUGUUUAUAUUUGGCGUGGUCGGGAACGUUAUUGCAAUCGUAGUGCUUCGAAAGUCACGGAAAGAGCAAAAGGAGACCACUUUUUACACCCUGGUGUGUGGACUUGCAGUAACUGACCUCUUGGGCACGCUGCUCGCGAGCCCAGUCACCAUUGCCACCUAUGUGAAGGGCGCGUGGCCCGGUGGAACCCCGCUGUGUCAUUAUUCCGGGUUCAUUUUACUCUUCUUCUCUUUGGCAGGUCUCAGUAUUAUCUGUGCCAUGUCCGUCGAGAGGUACCUCGCCAUCAAUCAUGCGUAUUUCUAUAACCACUAUGUGGACCAGCGGGUGGCAGGCUUGACGCUCGCGGGAAUCUAUGUGUCCAAUGCGCUCUUCUGCGCCCUUCCCAGCAUGGGACUGGGAUCCGUGGUGCUCCAGCAUCCAGGAACCUGGUGUUUCAUCAACUGGCAUAACAAGAACAGCACGAACGCCACUUUCUCCUACAUGUACGCCAGCUUUAGCUCCGUCCUCAUCCUCGCCACCGUCAUUUGUAACGUGUUGGUGUGCGCGGCUCUCAUCAUGAUGCACAAGCGUUUCGUGCGCAGGACCUCGCUGGGGACGGACCAGGCGCGCGUCGCGGAGAUGAGGCGCAGGCGGAGUUUCGCGCGCCUGGCUGGUGCGGAGAUCCAGAUGGUCAUUCUUCUCAUUGCCACGUCCAUUGUCGUGCUCAUCUGCUCCAUUCCUUUAGUGGUGCGGGUGUUUGUGAACCAGCUGUAUCCCUCCCCAGAAGAGACAGCAGCGGACCUUAAGGCCAUUCGAAUUGCCUCUGUCAACCCCAUUCUAGACCCCUGGAUCUACAUCCUGCUGAGAAAGACUGUCUUGCAGAAGAUUCUAGAAAAGGUCAAGUGCCUCUUUUGCCGUAUCGGUGGGCGGAGUCACGGGAGGAGCCCUACGGAAUUCAACUGCAGUAACGGUGUCCACAGCACAUCGUUUGUGUCUCGUGAUUUGCCGUCGCUGGUUCUGCCCGAGCUGCCAGAGGUGAUCAGCACGUCACAGACAUACUUGUAUCCCCUGGAUGCAGGACAGGGGAUAGGCAGCUGUGGUGACUCUGUGCAGAGCAGGACGUGUUCAACUUCAACUGAGCAAACCCUUCUGCAGGACUCUCAGGAGCUAGACCUCAGUAGCAAAGAAAACAGUACAGAAACGAGCACAGACUUUGUGAAAACACAUUCGUGCACGCACUCCAACACAAAUGAAGCGCAGUGUUCCAAGCACCAGCCACUGCAAGUCACCUUUACAGACGAGACUUUGAGCUUAGAAGAGAGAAGCAUAUGAAAGUGAGCCUGAAAAACUAGCUCAGCUCAGCAGAGCAACAUGUCAGGAGGAGGAAUACAUUUCAGGAGUUUGAUGUGACCAUUGCGAACAGAAUCAGAACGAAAAUCAAAAGAAGAAAAUCCUAAAAACUCAUGAGAUUAAAAUGAUAGGAUGUUUGAAAGAAAAACACCAAUCAGAGGACUAAACAAAAAAGUGAGAUGAAAAGAGAGAUGGCUACUGAAGUAGGAAAAAGAAUGUUGCUACAUGAUGGGGUUCUGGAAAGGAAAGGAGGAUGGAGAGGCAAACUGGCUUCGUUUUCUGGUAACUCAUAAUGCAUUUUAAAGGAAAUGUUUUGUUGAGCAACAGGUUACCCUGCAUAUUCUAGACAGCAAGGUGAAUGACAGAGCUCUGAUAAAUAUGUCUAUGUUGUAAGUUCUUGUGAAUUUCUGCAGAAAGACUAUUCAUUUUUGACUAGAUAAAAUUGCAUUGGGCUCCGACUGACUGAUUUGACCCAGACUGAGGGGAUUUUUUUUUUUUUUUUCUUCUAAAAAUUCCAACUCUUGAUUCCCUUUUGCAGACAUUCUGGUGAGCUUUUCAUUAGGUCACAAGUUCAAGUAACCAGAGUGCCUUGUUAGCUUUUCCCAUGCUGGAACUCGUGGUUUAAAAUUUCCUUUUCCUUAUGUUAAGGUGACCAGAACACUUCAUUUCGACUGAUGCAUAACAACUGUUUACUAUUUCAAGCUUAUAUAAGAUGUAGCUAGAUGUAAUUGUACAAUUUUUGGAAUUUCCAUAAUAUGUACAAUAUUCUGUGAAUUAACCAAGCAAUUUCAUGUCACAAAAUAUAUCGGUAGCCCUACCGAAAACACAUUACACAGUGUAAGAGCACAUGAUACACGGCAUAUCAUUGUCAAGAAAGUUUAUUUUUUGUUUCUUUAAAAGUAUACUGAGGAGGUGAAAUUGUAAAGCUAUUAAGAUGUGGAAUGUCUUUUGAGGUCAUACGUUUUGCACUUUUAAAUCCUUGUAACCACUGAAAAAACUUAAACUGUCAAAAUCGAUCACUAAGGUCUUGAUCAGUCAGUGGUCGUCAAGGAGGAACUGUUGAGUUCAUCUGUACAUAUUUGUGAUGUUAAAAUGUGAACAGCGUCUUCUUGUAAUGCUAAUUUAUUGUGGGGGUUUUUUGGACAAUCUGUGGACUGUAGUUAUUUCUUCUCUGUGAGAAGGUCAGGUUUCCCAUGUUGAAGCAGUUAUAUGGUUUUUGUUUCAUUUCACAUUUCGUAUAUGUAUCAAAACAGUAUGAGACAGGAUUCAAACUACUUUAGCACCAUCAUCUGCUGCAUGUAUAUAAAUGAUUCAACAUUACUCUGUAUAUUUUCACCAUUUCAUUUUUACAUUUUCAAACACAUGAAUUUCAAACCUUGUCUUGCUUAUUUUCCUUGAUGUGACCCUUCAAAAUGUGCAAUGGCCAGCUAUUUUAUGCUGAAAUAAACUCUUGAGUUGAAGACAAAUAGAAAAUUGAAAACAAAAA